Messenger RNA from Rotaria sordida, 304 nucleotides. Lineage: Eukaryota; Metazoa; Rotifera; Eurotatoria; Philodinida; Philodinidae. The record is from the annotation of a GenBank genome assembly.
AUGCUUCUUCGUCAUCGUGGAUGGGAACAAAUAGUUAAAAUAAAAACAAAACGUUUAACAGCUAUUUCCAUUCUCCGAUGGACACUUCUUCGUCAUGUAACUCAAUCACUUGAUCAAAUAAAUGAUGAAGAUAUAAAAAAGAAUAUUCUUUGGGAAGAAAUGUACUGGUUAAAUCAAUAUUGGGCUCAACCUGUACCAAAAUCACGUAUAGCUGAAAAAUAUUGGCAAAGACUUUUCAUUAUUAAAUCACUUGAUACUAGACGUAAUCUUUAUGAGUAAGUUAAAUCAAUAAAAUAAUUCUUUU